ACACUGGCUCCAGAAGAGGAACUUCGUAUCGAAGUCCCAUUUCAAAAGCAAACUGCCUGUAUUAUAACGCUCCAGAAAGGCUCGGCAGAAUUGUACGGCGUCGAACUCGCCUUGCACAAAUCGUACACCUUUCCUGAAGGCGGUCUCAAAAUUGCCGUCUUUACCUGGCACGGCUGCGUUCUCGAUGUGGACGUCCACGUGAAUACGCACGCGCAGUUGGAAGCGCUCCGUGACCAAGCUGCCGCUGGCUUUGCACCUCAACACUCCACCAACAACGACACGAGUGGUGUACCGGCGACUCUUGGUCCACGCGUACUCGUGGUUGGACCGCCUGAAUCCGGGAAAUCCACCGUCACUAAAACGCUAUUGGCCUACGCCGUCAAACUGGGACGACUUCCACUAUGGGUAGACCUCGAUCCCGUGGACAACGGCAUCAGCAUUCCGGGAACCUUGGCGGCGUGCCCCGUGACCCGGGACACCGUCACGAUCGAAUCUUGGGCAACGACCGGUAUUCCCUCCCACGCCACCACAGCGUCCACAUCCUCACGACCCUUGCCAGACUUGUUUCGUGCCCAAGUUACGGCGUUGGGUCAAAAAAUUAAUGCGCGACUCGCCGGGGACGAAUUGGCCUAUUCUUCCGGUAUAAUUGUUAAUACUAACGGAUGGAUUCAGGAGGAAGGCUUUCAGCUCCUAAUGCACACCGUUGAGGCCCUCCAAAUAUCCGUUGUAUUGGUAUUAGGCCACGAUAAACUAUACAGCAUGUUCAAAAGCCAGAGCAAACUCCAACAAGAAACGCCACAAACAACACAGCAACCACGACAGGAUUGGAAAGUCAUCAAGCUACCUCGUUCGGGGGGCGUCGCCACACGCGAUGCAGGAUUUUUGCGCUCUUGCAAAUCGCGAGCACUGAAGCGUUACUUUUACGGCGAGUUGAUCGAGUCGAGCAACCAAAAGACCAGCAUCUCGUCUACCAACGCUGCAUCUGCUGUCAACGCAACCCCCGCAUCGCGCGUUCCACAACUCACACCCUUUCUCAUUCAACUGCCUUGGGGUGAUUUGACCCUUUACAAACUUUCCUCCAUGACCUUGUCGGCGUCACUCUUGCCUGUGGCCGCCGCCCAAACCACCGAAGCCGUUCAGAUUACCCGAAUCUCACAGCUAGCCGAUGUUUCGGCACAAACAAUUUUAGCCGUUUGUCAUCCCCAAGCUGUGGUAACGUACGAAAAGUCGCAGGAUGCGGCCGAUCUAUACACGUCGGGGGUGGCAGGUUUCGUGAACGUAGAACGUAUUGUGGCCGAAACCGAAACACUCCAUUUACUAACUCCCUGUGCCGGGACUUUACCAUCCAUGACACUAAUAUGGGGGAACAUAUCCUGGAUGGAAUAG
Phaeodactylum tricornutum CCAP 1055/1 is the source of this 1386-nucleotide messenger RNA. RefSeq lists its product with no specific name. The annotation marks the transcript as partial. Gene Ontology annotation, cellular component: nucleus. Gene Ontology annotation, biological process: tRNA splicing, via endonucleolytic cleavage and ligation. NCBI's taxonomy places the organism in Eukaryota, Bacillariophyta, Bacillariophyceae, Surirellales, Neidiaceae. Gene Ontology annotation, molecular function: polynucleotide 5'-hydroxyl-kinase activity. The record is from RefSeq and is a predicted model, not a curated record. The transcript is spliced from 3 exons.